UAUUCUGUCCGAACUUUCCUCAUCUCCUCUCUCUCCAUCUCUGAUCGUCCUCGUCUCGCCACCCCUUCUUACCUCUCCCAAAAUUCUCUCCGCGAGCUCCGAUGGAGGAACCCAAUGGCAACCUCCGCACCCCUCUCCUCCUCGGCGGACGCGAUUCCGAUGUCAUCCUCGACAUUGACGGCGAGCGCCGCCCCGCCGGAGAGCGGGUGAACCCUUUCGAGUUCCUGGGCGCGCCCCCGCUGGUCCUGCCCCGGCCGAUCCCCGUCGAUCCCUUCCGCAACCACACUCCGUGUAUUGCCGGGGUCUAUGAGUGGUUCAAGGUGGUCCUUUGCGUGCCUAUCGCCCUCGCACGGCUGGUGCUCUUCGGGCUCGCCCUUGCGCUGGGAUUCUUAGCAACCAAGCUGGCGCUGGAGGGAUGGAAGGACAAACAGAGCCCGAUGCCCCGGUGGCGAAGCCGGAUCAUGUGGGUCACCAGGAUUUGCGCUCGUGGCAUCCUCUUCACCUUCGGCUAUCACUGGAUUAAGCGAAUAGGAAGGCCUGCAUCGCGUGAGGUUGCACCGAUAGUUGUUGCUAAUCAUGUCUCAUACAUAGAGCCUAUAUUCUUUUUCUAUGAACUAUUUCCAACUAUUGUUGCUUCUGAGUCACAUGAUGCCUUGCCCUUUGUUGGAACUAUUAUCAGAGCCAUGCAGGUUAUUUAUGUUGAUAGGUUCUCAGCACCAUCAAGAAAGCAUGCUGUUAGUGAAAUAAAGAGAAAGGCUUCAUGCAAUGAUUUUCCACGCGUUUUACUGUUUCCUGAGGGAACCACUACAAAUGGGAGGUUUCUUAUUUCAUUUCAACUUGGCGCAUUCAUUCAUGGUUUCCCAGUUCAACCUGUGGUUGUGCGCUUUCCGCAUGUACAUUUUGACCAGUCAUGGGGGAAUAUUUCGUUGAUGAAGCUCAUGUUCAGAAUGUUCACUCAGUUUCACAAUUUCAUGGAGGUGGAGUACCUCCCCAUCAUUGCCCCACUUGAGAAACAACAAAAUGCUGUUCAUUUUGCUGAGCGGACUAGCUAUGCUAUGGCAAGCACACUUAACGUUGUACAGACAUCUCAUUCUUAUGGUGAUCUAAUGCUUAUGACGAAGGCAUUGGAGCUGGCAAAGGACAAAUGCUCAACAUCAAAUUAUAUGGUAGAAAUGGCGUGGGUCGAGAGUUCAUUCAGCAUAAGCGCAUCAGAAGCCAUGGAUCUGUUGGAUCAAUUUUUCACUAUGCACCCAGAUUCCAAUGGACGUGUUGAAAUUCAUGGUUUCUUGUCUGCUUUUGGGCUGGGGCUUUGUCCUCUUUGUGAGAAGAUAUUUGGCUAUUUUGAUGUGGAAAAGCUGGGUGCCAUUACAUUUCAUCAGUUCUUGAUCGGAUCAGCACAAAUCAGGAAGCAGCCAUUAUUUUGGAGAGCCUGUGAAACAGCUUUUAAUAAAUGCAGAGAUAUGAAUACAGAUCAAAUUUCUGAAAGAAGGCUCGGGGACAUCACUCAAUCAAUAUUGCCCAGCACAAGCGGAAACUUAGAACAUCUAUUCCAUAUACUUGACAUUGACAAUGAUGGGCUUGUCGGUAGAGAUGAUUUCAUGACGUGCCUUAGGAAGAACCCGCUACUGAUAGCCCUUUUUGCUGCCUGUAUGAAGUACGAAAGUUGAUGGCAUGAUGGAGUUGUAACCAUGAUUAUUUAUCAGAACUUGCAUGGUGUGUUUAUCAGAGAGAUGGCCAUUCAAGUCAUUUUUUUGUUGCAUUGAAUGGUUAUCGCUUCCAAUUUGAAGAGCUGUGGAGCGAAAAGAUGCUGCAAGCAUUGUGGUUGCCUUAUGAUGUUGCAUACUGAACAGGCAUAUAGAAGGAUCAAAAAUUCACAUAAUUUUGAGAAAAGAUUUUCAUGUAAAAUGGCAUAUAGAUUUGGACCCUUAUUAGAAACAAUUUCUGUAAUGACUUAUUUACACAAACUGAAACUUGAAGUUUGUAAUACAUUUGACCGGUGUACACAAUCAUUUACAAUGUAUGUGUUUCUCACAUCACAACGCACUUAUCCUUUGCUUUUGAUUCGCUCUUUUGUGAAGGAGCGGGGUUCCUGGGUGCCUGUUAAAAUACAGAGAAAAAACAGUUAUUUUUCUAUACGAACAUCAUUGUCUCCAUGAAUGUUACAAAAGAUAUGAUUCAAAAUGUUAAUGUAAAACCAUUUAUCUUCU
Elaeis guineensis (African oil palm) is the source of this 2207-nucleotide messenger RNA. Its product is annotated as lysophospholipid acyltransferase LPEAT2. Gene Ontology annotation, biological process: phospholipid metabolic process. The record is from RefSeq and is a predicted model, not a curated record. Lineage: Eukaryota; Viridiplantae; Streptophyta; Magnoliopsida; Arecales; Arecaceae. Gene Ontology annotation, molecular function: lysophosphatidylethanolamine acyltransferase activity; calcium ion binding.